UGGUCCAGUCUAACGAGGCUGAAGCUGGCUGUACAGGUGGGAUGAAAACUAUGAAUAAGAAGCUGUAACUUCACCUUCGCUCAAGCCUAUAGACUCACUCACCAGCUUUGCACUAAGCGCACCGAAGGCGUCCUCAGCAGGUUAUCAGCAUCAUGUCGGACAAGAGUGAGCUGAAGGCCGAAUUAGAGCGAAAGAAGCAGCGGCUUGCACAAAUCAGGGAAGAAAAGAAGAGAAAAGAAGAGGAACGCAAGAAGAAAGAGGCAGAGCAGCUGAAAGAACCCGUAACACUGCAGGAUGACUCUGAUCUGGAAAAGAAGAGGAGAGAGGCUGAAGCACUGCUGCAGAGCAUGGGAAUCACGUCUGAUGUCCCUGUGGUUCCUGCACCAAUGUCUCCCACUGCCAAAUCUGUGGGCACUCCGAGUGAGGCAGGUAGCCAGGACUCAGGCGAUGGCGCCACAGGACCCAGGACUCUCCACUGGGACUCUGAUCCUUCUACACUACUGCUUCACUCCGAGCUGGGGCGAGGCCCGGUGAAACUGGGCAUGGCAAAGGUGACCCAUGUGGACUUCCCUCCCAAAGAGGUGGUGUCCUACACCAAGGAGACUCAAACACCCACCAUGAGCGAGCAGAAAGAGGAGGAAGAGGAGGAAGAAGAAGAGCUAGCUCCUGCAGAGCCUGCAUCGGAGGUGGAGAAGGAGACUCCAGUGCAGAAGCAAGAGGAAGAAGCACCCCCUCAUGAGCUGACUGAGGAAGAGAAGCUGCAGAUCCUACACUCUGAGGAGUUCAUGGAUUUCUUUGACCACAGUACGCGCAUCAUUGAGAGAGCUCUGUCUGAACAUGUGGACGUUUUCUUUGACUACAGCGGCCGUGACCUAGAGGAGAAGGAGGGUGAGAUGCAGGCUGGAGCGAAGCUGUCUCUGAACAGACAGUUUAUGGAUGAGCGCUGGUCCAAGCACAGGGUGGUCACCUGCCUGGACUGGUCUCCACAGUAUCCUGAGCUACUGGUCGCCUCCUACAACAACAACGAGGAGGCUCCUCAUGAGCCUGAUGGAGUGGCUUUGGUCUGGAACAUGAAGUACAAGAAAACUACGCCAGAGUAUGUCUUCCACUGCCAGUCUGCAGUGAUGUCAGCAGCAUUUGUUAAAUUCCAUCCUAACCUGGUGGUAGGUGGUACAUACUCAGGACAGAUUGUGCUGUGGGACAAUAGGAGUAACAAACGGACCCCUGUCCAGAGGACCCCACUCUCAGCCUCUGCUCACACGCAUCCUGUUUAUUGUGUGAAUGUUGUCGGCACUCAAAAUGCUCACAACCUGAUCAGCAUCUCCACUGAUGGUAAAAUGUGCUCAUGGAGUCUGGACAUGUUGUCCCAGCCUCAGGACAGUAUGGAGUUGGUGUUUAAGCAGUCUAAGGCAGUGGCAGUCACCUCCAUGUCCUUCCCCCUGGGUGACGUCAAUAACUUUGUGGUAGGCAGUGAAGACGGAUCAGUCUACACAGCCUGUCGGCAUGGCAGUAAAGCAGGUAUCAGUGAGAUGUUUGAGGGUCACCAUGGACCAAUCACUGGUAUCCACUGCCACACAGCAGCUGGCCCUGUAGACUUCUCCCAUCUGUUCCUCACGUCUUCCUUUGACUGGACUGUCAAACUCUGGAGCACCAAGAAUAAUAAGCCUCUGUACUCGUUUGAGGAUAACUCUGACUACGUGUACGAUGUGAUGUGGUCUCCUGUUCACCCUGCUCUGUUUGCCUGUGUGGAUGGAGUCGGACAUCUGGACCUGUGGAACCUCAACAAUGACACAGAGGUCCCCACUGCAAGUAUUACAGUGGAAGGGACCCCUGCUCUGAACAGGCUGAGGUGGGCACAGUCAGGCCGGGAGAUUGCAGUGGGAGACUCUGAUGGACAGAUUCUCAUCUAUGAUGUUGGAGAACAGAUUGCUGUGCCACGGAACGAUGAGUGGACACGCUUUGUGAGGACACUGGCAGAGAUCAACGAAAACCGAGAUGACGCUGAGGAGCUGGCGGCCCAACGAAUCCCGUCCUAAUCAGCGCCAUUCCUGAAAACAGCUACAGGUUUUCAAUGCAAAAAAAUGCACCCCAUCCAGGCAUGAUGAUGGCAAUGUUAAUGUUUAUGAAGACCACUUCGAAAAUGUAGUACUAUGAUUUGCAAACUGGACUUGGAUUCUUCUGCCUUUUCUUUGGGUUUGAGUAAAGAAGCCAUGGUCAAAUAGUAAAAAACAUGAGACUGGACUAGUAUAUUCAGCUCAGAUAUCACCAGUGUUCCUCUCUCUUCCCCAGUACCAGAAGCCUUAAAGAUUGCAUGUAGAAAACCCAUAGAAAACAUGAAAGAAUGUUUCUUAGUUGGCCUCAAGGUACAUUCAGCUGAUUUCUGGUGUUAUUUACACAAGCUCCAUAAACCACCUAAUCAUUUUCAAACUAUACAGUCUUAUACUAUAAAUUCCAGAACUCUUGUUGACUGGAGUCUGAGUGUGUUUAUGAAUUCACUCUUGUCUUUUGUAAUUGAAAGUGUAAUCAGGACAUUAGUUUGAUACAUAGGGUUAGUCUGUUUUCCGUGCACUCUUCUGUGGCCCUGCCUGAAAGGCUGCAGAUGCCAUAGUGUUCCAGAGCAGUUUCAAACAGUGGCAUAUCAAAGUAUAGAUUUCACUUUAAACUUGGCUUUUGGGACAGUGACACCUGAUGUAUAAUCAUCCAUACAAAAAGAAACAGAUACCUGUGCAUUUGUUAUUUUUCUAUCUUUCACAAAAGGAAGCACUUGUUUGUUGUCUUACAAGAGAGCUUUUUUAACUUUUGCUAAAAGUUUCAGAGUGAAUUUAUGGACACCCUGGAUUUGCUUAGUCUCUCUGGGUAGCUAAGAUUAAGACUCACUGUCAGCUGCUAGUGCUACUCCAUCUCUGGCACUUAUUUGCUGGUUAUUGUCUUCUCAAUCAAUACUGAACCUGAAUCACAUAUUUAUUAUGUACAAUAAGAUGCUGUAUGAUUGUUAGCAGACUGCCGAAAUUUUUAAGCCAUUGUUUUUCAAAAACAGGCUCUUCUUCCAGCUUUACAAGUCUGUUUAUAACCUGUAUGAACCAAUAGCAUUUCUUCCACCUCUUUGAAUGUCUUUAUAUACCUCUAUAAAUUCCUCUUUCUAAACCUAAA
Colossoma macropomum (tambaqui) is the source of this 3150-nucleotide messenger RNA. RefSeq names its product dynein, cytoplasmic 1, intermediate chain 2a (gene dync1i2a). Gene Ontology annotation, cellular component: cytoplasmic dynein complex. Gene Ontology annotation, biological process: transport along microtubule. Lineage: Eukaryota; Metazoa; Chordata; Actinopteri; Characiformes; Serrasalmidae. Bases 153 to 2036 code for a protein of 627 amino acids. Gene Ontology annotation, molecular function: dynein heavy chain binding; dynein light chain binding. The record is from RefSeq and is a predicted model, not a curated record. The transcript is spliced from 17 exons.